Messenger RNA from Mobula hypostoma (lesser devil ray), 3755 nucleotides. It is a transcript of the gene zfp64, whose product is annotated as zinc finger protein 64 homolog (mouse). The transcript has 6 exons. Lineage: Eukaryota; Metazoa; Chordata; Chondrichthyes; Myliobatiformes; Myliobatidae. Bases 98 to 2398 code for a protein of 766 amino acids. Gene Ontology annotation, biological process: positive regulation of transcription by RNA polymerase II. Gene Ontology annotation, cellular component: nucleus. The record is from RefSeq and is a predicted model, not a curated record.
UCUCUUAUCUGUUUGUUUGUCCGUAAUAUAGGAGACAGGGAGAGGAGCCUGCACGUCCUCGGUCUCAUUUUCCCCUCUUGGACUCCGCAGCUGAACCAUGAACGCGGGCGGGCAAAGCGACAAUUUCGGCUCGGUGCCGUUUUCUCCAGGGGCCACCGUAUUAGUAGAAGUGAGUGCCGAUAUUCACAUUUGUGGCAUCUGCAAGCAACAAUACAACACAUUAGAUACGUUUGUGGCCCACAAGCAAAAUGGCUGCCAUCUGGGUACAGCUGCAGGCCCAAAUUCUGUUCAGUUUGUGGCAGAGGCAACGACAUCAGCAACACAGACUCAGACCGCUACCAGUACCAUUACCGCACAGACGCAGACGAUCUCAGUUUCCAGCCGUUUGUCAGAGUUUGGCUUUGAACAAGGCUUUCAGACUUAUCUACCAAGUACCAGCAGUGCAGGUCCAGUUACCAAUCUAUCCCUAGGACGCACCAGACUUACUGCAAAAAAAUCAAAAUCAAAUUCAACAUCACCAAAGAAAUUAGCAUGCUGUUACCCAGGUUGUCCAUUUCAAACAUCCCAUGGAAAUAAAGAUUUAGAUCGACAUUUAAGAACUCACACAGGUGAGAAACCAUUCAAAUGUGAUCUUUGCAACAAGAGAUUCAGUCGCCUAGAUAAGCUGAAGAUGCAUAAUCGUUCACAUACUGGAGAGAAGCCACACAAGUGCCAGCACUGUAAUUAUGCUGCUGCUGAUAGCAGCAGCCUGAAAAAGCACCUCAGGAUCCACUCUGACGAGCGUCCAUUCAAAUGCCAGAUAUGCCCCUAUGCCAGCCAUAGUUCCAGUCAGCUCAUUAUUCAUCUUCGCUCUCACACUGGUGAUGCUCCUUUCCAAUGCCAAUUGUGUGAUGCUAAAUUUAAAAUCAAUUCAGACCUAAAGAGACACAUGCGCAUCCAUUCUGGUGAAAAACCAUACCAGUGUGACUAUUGUGAUUAUCGCUGUGCCAUGAAGGGGAAUCUCCGAUCUCAUGUCCGUGUGAAGCAUAGCAUGGAGAACACUUUCAAGUGCCCUCACUGUGACUUCCAGUGUGGCAAUAAAUCCACUCUUCGGCAGCACGUAAGGUCUCACCAGCCAGAUAAGCCGAUUAAGUGCUUGCAAUGCAGCUACUCCUGUUCCAGUAAAGGAUCUCUGAAGGUGCAUGAAAGGAUUCAUUCUGAAGAUCGACCUUUCAGAUGCAAAUUUUGCUGCUUUGAUUCAAAGCAACGGAGUAACCUGCUUAUGCAUAUGAAGAAACAUCAUAUAGGUAAGGACAAGACUGGUGCAGGGAAGAAAGAUAUUGAUGGUCGUAAGCAAAACAGUUCAAGGUUAGUGGUCAAACUGGAUGCCAAAAAGCCUUUCAAAUGUGACUUGUGUGAAGCAAGUUUUGUCAGAGAAGAUUCACUACGCAGCCAUAAGAAUCAACAUCGUGAUUUGUCCCACAGCAGUGAAAGUAGUGAACUAGGAGUUCUACAUCUGCAGGUGCAUCAUGAUAACCAAGGCAAUUCUCCUUCAAUGUCUAGUGAUCUUCAAUCAAGAUCAGUCACAUCCUUUAGCAAAGGAGAGGUGAAUAUUAUUGUUAGCCACCAGCUAAAUCCAACUAACCCCAUUGUUCAAGAAGCUGUAAAUGAACAUCCUACAAUAAGAGAUUCUAUGGUGUCUGAAUCCAGCCCAGAUGGGGAUGAUGUAACCUCCAGUAGCCAGCUGCAACUGUUACAACAGGUCAGCCUGAUUGCUCCAACUCAACAGACAAUAUCCCAGAAUGAAGUCGAAACUAGCUCGUCUUUAGAACAGGAAGGCCCUUUACUUAGCCCAGUUGAUUCAAGUUCUACAGACAACCUACAUCAGGCUCUAAUGCAGACCACACCAGAUGCUAGCCAGGAAUCUUCAAACAACCAAUCAUUCAUCACCGAACCUGCAAUUAAUUGUUCAGAUCUGGAUGGCUUCAAUGCCCUCAUUCAAGAGGAAAGCAGAGAAGUCACUGUAGUUAGUGAUUCUAACCAGACUGUUGCAACUGCCUCCUCAUCCUCAACAUCGCCCAUCUUCUCCUCCCCAUCCCCUCAGAUGCAGGAAUCUAAACAAACCUAUUCUCUUGUUCCAGCUGGUGCUCCGUCCAGCGUUACUUGCUCAGUAUUACAAAUCCCAUCUCAUAACUCUUCAGCUACAGAAUUUCCUUCCCAGUCCGAGGAAACAAACAGUCUUUUGGUAUCCAGUAUUGGCAUCAGCACUUCAGGAGUGAUUAUACAGAGUCUUCCAGUGGUUGUUUCCACAGCACAGCCACAGCCAUCUGAUGAUCAGCUCUCUGAGAGGGCUUUCUAUUCUGAGUCCAGUGCUCCAUCAGCCUUAGUGCUGCAGGAUACCUCUCAACUUUCUGAUUGACAACCAAUGCACCCCACCCCUGGUGCAAAGAACGCAAAACCUAUCUGUUCUGUAACUGAAACUCAAGGGUGGACAAUGUAGUAUGGGUAUAUUUCUGGUAUGGAGCCCCAGUGUAAUUAACUGAAGUUCAGUGAUGAAGUAGAAUCCGGUGUUGUUUGCUGUGUUCUGUAGGCAGCUCUGAUCCAGCAAGUGUGAUUAUUUUGCACAGUCGCCUUUGAAGUGGGACCAUCCCCACAACAAACUAUCUUGAUAAUUGUAAUCUGAGAUCCUAGGCUCACCUUGCAUCUUCUGUUAAAGUUAGCAGAGUUUGGAUUCAAAUCUUGACCUUAGUUAAUAAUUCAGAAUAUUAAUUACUUUGUUCUUGGGUGAGUUCAAUACUUAGUAGCUCAUUGCAAGUAUACACUCCAAAAUAGAAGGGAAAGCAAAAUCAUCAGUGAAUCAUAUUCUCUUUCAUGUUUGUCUGAUCAAACAGCUUAUUGAUAAAUCAUAUUGAAUGAUGAAGGGAGUAUGGUAAGUGAGGGUAGGGAUCAAGUGUGAGCCUUUCAAGCUUUGGUCCUUGUGGAGUUAGCAUUAACUAAAUCAGCAUCAGAAAUGAGUAUUCAAAAACUGGGGAUUUGGGAAGAAUUCAUAAUUAAGUUAUUAUCUCUAUUGAAUAUGUGUUUGCCAUGGGCUGUACAUUCAUAAUCUCCUGACUGUUUGGGUUCACAGAUUAUGGAUCUUUAUGAGCAAAAGUAUUCAAAAAAUAAACAACAGGUUUUUAUCCAAACAAUUCCUGAGCAAAAAUACUCAAGGAAAAACAAAAGAUAUUCCUAUUAAGUGGCAUCAAAUGAUUUUACUCAAGUAGGCAAUGUAAACUGCACCACCUGGAGGGAGAUAAAACUGAAGCUAAAAGCUAAUGGAGAUUGUUCCUCACGCAGGACAUAAUUCUCUCAUGAUUUUGCUUCUCCUGUUUCUUCCAUAUAAUCUCUAAUUGAAUCUAAUAUUGAACACAAUCAUUCUAUAAUGGAUUUAAUUUUAAUCUGAAGUUAAUUAAACCACUAAAUUACAGCUACCAAGCAUCUGAGUGCAUUUGAAGCAGGAUAAGUUUUUAAUGAAUCAUCAACUAGAUGCAGCAAGCAUGUAUAAAAUUGUUAUACUUCAAUCGGGGUAGAGCUUGUAUAUUGUGAGUUGUAACUAUUCCGUGAAUGCAACUGCAAACAAAGCUAGAUAAUAAAAGUUUACCAGUACAAGAAGUAUAAUCUGUGGAGUGUGCUGUAUCAGGUUAAGCAUUAUUUUGAAAUUAGAGGUUUAUAAGAUUUAUUAUCAAACUCCAAUAAUGAGGAAAAAGAAACAUGUGUCAAUAACUAACGGGAUCAAU